AGUUCCAGUCUUCCAAGUCCCGACAAAUAUUUGUCCUGCCCUUUGAAUAAUCCCCCAUUUCCACCGGCCAAGCCCGUGGAGGAGCUAUCUGACUGGCGGGGGAGUUGGUGGAAUUUUCUAAGUUAGCUUGCGUGGAAGAUAAUCACCAACUAUUCUUGAGGGAAAAUAGAGGCGAGCUAUCGAGGUAGCACUCUACAGCAUAUUUUUCGUCAUGCUUAAGAAUAUGCCAUUUUCAAUCGCCUUAUGAAAGUCCGACCUAUAAAUUCUCAUUUCAUGCUCUGCACUUCAUCGCAGCCUGUUUGUCCACGCAAAUAACAAUGUCAGGUACACACAAGAAUUUGGUUUUGGUUUUGGUAUUUGUCGCUUAGAUUUUGUGGGGACGGGAAUGUGUCUGUUUUAAACUUCCGAUGAAGUGUUUAGCUGGAGUUAGUUCGUUUGAGGCAAUUUUGUUUUCCAAAACAAAAAACCCUAGUUACAGAGGAUUUCUUUGCCAUAAUUUUCGAAGCCCUAAUUGUUGAGGAGUUUGACACGGCAGUUGAGCAGUCUCAAGCAGAAUUGGAUUUCUGAAAGUUGAGAUACACAGGGCUUUGGUGUUGGCUGGGUCAUUGUCUUUGUUAAAUGUUCUGGUUUGGGAUUCUUAGACCUAAUUAUUGAGGAGUUUUGACACGACAGUUGAGGAGCAGGCUCAAGCAGAAUUGGAUUUCUGAAAGUUGAGAUAGACAAGGCUGUGGUGUUGGCUUGGCCAUCGUCUUUGUUAAAAUUCUUUGGUUUGGGAUUUAUAAGCUCUAAAUCCUACGUUGAUUUGGAUUUUUUCGAAUUCUUCAACCAGGUCUUGGAAUUCUCCGUUUCAAAUUUAGAAGAACGUUCAUUCGGGCCUGAAUUAGUAUGUUUUAGUGAAUUAUCGUCCUUUUUUUAUCAAAUAGGGCGAAUUCUGACCGUUUGGAUGGUUCUGUCUUUGAAACUGUGAUCAAUGGGUUGAGUUUCUGUCCCUAGGAUGGUUCAAUUUUAGGUUUAUGUGUUCAGGAGAAGAUAUUCUGGGUCAUUAUCUUAGUUUUAAGGAAAUUUAGAAAUUCUAUCACCAGUAGAGAUGUAUGGAAGGAUCAGCAAUUACAUAUCUUCUGUAGCUGCCCCGUUCCACCCGUUUGGUGGUGCUGUAGACAUAAUUGUAGUGCAGCAGCAAGACGGGACGUUUAAAGGCACGCCUUGGUAUGUUAGGUUUGGUAAAUUUCAGGGUGUUUUGAAGCUCAACGAAAAAAUUGUGACGGUGUCGGUGAAUGGCGUAGAUGCAGAUUUUCAUAUGCAUUUGCUUAAUAAUGGUCAGGCAUAUUUCUUGAGAGAAGAGGAUUCUGAUGAAGAAGACAGGAGUUCACAUUCGUCAGUUGAAGAUGAUGUGGUCAUUGGGAGCCGCAGAGAGAGCUUCAAGUCUGCUAGAUCUCUUGUAGACAUAGAAGAGCAAGUUGAUAGUGGCGUUGGUGGCUAUGGAGAUGACGAAAUGAAAGAGAACAAAAUUAAGGCAUCAUUGGAUGUGGAUGGCAUUUCAAGGAAUCGUCAAAACAAUGGGGAGGUAUUCAUUUCCUUUCCUGGGCACUGUUCCAACUUGUCAGAUGAGCAGUUUGAGAAUGACAAUUCAAACUCUUUACCAGUGGACGAAAAUAAUGCCAGAGAACCCAAUUUGGAGAUUACAUUGGACAAUAGGGUCAAUUUGGCUCUCUUGCCUUCGGAGGAUGCUAGUCUCCAACAAGAAGCAUCAGCUAUUUCUUUGCAAGGAGAAUUUGCAAAUGGAAAUGAGAUACAAAAUGUUUCUAGUCGCCUAGAACCUUCAACAGUGCAGCAUAUUAAGAGUACUUUUGUCAAGAUAGAUACGGUCAGUCAAACAGAGUACCAAGGCAGGGAUUCUGACAUUGGGUGGAAUUCAUAUAAAGAUACCUCAGUGUUCAUAAUGGAGGAAAGCUCAAGCACUCAUGGUCUGGCUGGAGGGAAUACCUCACAAACUGAUGAUAUCGUUCUUUCUAGAUACAGUACUUAUGAUUAUGAAAAUAUGGAGCUAUCACAAUCAGAAGAUGUUUUGGACUUUGGAAAAGCUGAGGAUAGUAGCUCAGAAGUAGUCUUAAUGAGUGUGGAUGGUCAUGUAAUGACAGCACCUAUUUCAUCAUUUAAGCGUGUAGGAAGUACAAAUUUAAUUAGAGAUAUAUCUGCAAACAAAAUUAACCCUUUAGAAACACUGGAUAAUAAUUCCACUGAAAAUAGAGCAGAUCACUGUGACUUGGAGAACAAACAAGGCACUAAUUCUGGUAAUAAUUGGCAGAAAGUUGCAGCUACUGGUACAGGUGAGAGCAUCAUGCAGACUCAAUAUGGCUUUGGCAUUUCUGAGUCUGUUCUUGGUUCAGAGAGAGAAUGCAAACAAAUAGAGCAGCUUACAGACAGCGCUAAUAUAACAGAAAUUGAGGCUCACACUGAGAAUCAUUCCAGAGAAUCCGAUGAGUGUUGUGUCCAAUCAAAGGUAGACACCCUUCAAAUGCCAAGAACUGAAAGUGAAAUUGAGUUUGCAUUUAAUGAUGAAGAAAUUUUCAAAAGUUGCCUUGCUCUUAAUGAGCUAUCUACUGCUACAGGGGAAGAAGAAAAAAAAUAUAGUUUGACUUCUCCUUUGGAGACAGAUGAAGGUUGUAAUAUGGGAGGAAGUGAUGGGAGUGAAACAGAACCUUCUUCAGCUGCCUUGCAGCUUGAUAAUCCUCAAGCAUUGCUUGCUGAAAGUUCACACUUAUCAAAAAUUUCGAGUAAAUCUGAUUUUCAACACUUAGUUGGCAGCAUGCCUGAUAUCUCAAUGCAUAGAUCUAGACCAAUCCAUAUUCCAGGACAGCAUGCAAAAGUAGGAGGCAAUGCACAAGCAUCUGGUUCACUGCCAAAUUUGAGAGUCCCUUCUGCCAGUAUGGAAAGAGCAGUCACUGAGCGGGUGUAUAGACAUUCUCUUGACAUCAAUUCUUCGUUCUGCAAAUGGACUCCAAAUAAUGAUAUCUACACUCCAAGAUUUGAGAAUGCAAAGCAUGAUCUUCUUAAAAAGGAGAAAGAUCAAACAGCUGGAGCUUCUGAAUCAUUCAGUUUGGAUGACAAAGAUACUUUAAACAAAAGUGUGCAACCUGAUAUGGGUACUGAUGUAAAAAUUUCUCUUUGUAGAGAUUUGCUUUUCAAGGGAAUGGGGGCUGAGGCUGCAGCUGAAGCUUUUGAUUCUAAACGAGUAUCAAGAGAGGUGUUUAGGAGUUCAGGGGCUGAGAUAAUAAAAAAUGAAAAGCUUGUUGUAAAAAUUAGCAACCGAUAUUACCCUUGGUCUGCAGCUGCGCCUAUAAUUCUUGGAAUGGUUGCAUUGGGUCUUGAAGCUCCUGCUGAAGUGGAGGGUGAAAUUUCUGUAGAUCAUGUAGAAACAAAAGCAGUAAAUGAUUAUGCAUCAAACACUAUUCCAUCUUCCAGUGGACGUUGGAGACUUUGGCCUUUUACAUUCAGGAGGCUUAAGACACCUGAAAAAAGCACCUCAGGAAGAUCAGAUUCCCAGGUUGAGUCAGUGGUUGACCAAGAGAUUUCCUCGCAGAGUUCUUGUGAUAAGGAAGUGGAAUUAAAAAGUGGUUCAAGUAAACCACCACAGAAACGUAAGGUGCAGACAAAUAUUCCAACAUCAGAGCAGUUAGCAUCAUUGAAUCUUAAGGAAGGCCAGAACAUGAUCACCUUUACUUUUUUGACUACUAUAUGGGGGAAGCAACAGGUUGAUGCUCGGAUUUAUUUGUGGAAAUGGAACACUCGAAUUGUGAUAUCGGACGUUGACGGAACUAUCACCAAAUCUGAUGUGCUGGGGCAGGUGAUGCCUUUGGUUGGAAAAGACUGGACACAAACUGGUGUGGCACGACUUUUUUCUGCUAUCAAGGAAAAUGGUUAUCAGCUACUAUUUCUCAGCGCCCGUGCCAUUGCUCAGGCCUAUCUGACAAGACAAUUUCUCCUUAAUCUUAAACAGGACGGGAAAGCAUUACCCGAUGGGCCUGUUGUGAUAUCUCCCGAUGGGCUGUUUCCUUCCCUAUACCGAGAAGUUAUACGAAGGGCCCCUCACGAGUUCAAGAUUGCUUGCCUUGAGGAUAUACGGUUACUGUUUCCGCCUGACUGCAAUCCAUUCUACGCUGGUUUUGGGAAUAGAGACACUGAUGAGAUUAGUUACCUGAAAGUUGGAAUACCAAAGGGAAAAAUAUUUAUUAUUAAUCCCAAGGGGGAGGUAGUUGUCAAUCAUUCCGUGGCUGUAAAGUCAUACACUUCGCUGCAUAAACUUGCUGAUGACAUGUUUCCUCCCAUGUCUACAUGCGAGCAGGAGGCUUUUAAUUCAUGGAACUAUUGGAAAGUACCACUUCCUGAUAUAGAAAUUUAAGAUUAACCUAGCGAACAGGCAAAGCAUUCAUGUGGAGAAUUGUUAUAUGGGCAUUGCCACCGAUUGACUGGACAAACUCAGAUAUUAAGAGGGUUUGUUGAAGAAAUAUUCAAGAAGUGGCAACAUUGUAUCAUAUUUUUUGGAACUGAUUCUUUUGUACAACUUGAUCACUUGUUCGUAAGUUGAAUUUAUUCAGGCAUAAUAUGAAACUUAUUUAUAUAUACCUAUAGGCUAUAGGUCUUAAGUUUACCCCAAGGGGUGAUUCAAUUCAUUCUUUCCAAUUCAUCAAGAAGUCAGUAUCAUAUUUAGUUGAUGGAUCUAGGAGGCCUCUCUCUGUGGGCUGCUGGUAUCGAAUUUGUUCCUUAGAUGGCAAGAGCAGUUUCUAUGUCACUGACACAAUUUCUAAAAUAAAUGAACGGCACAAUUUCACAGAACUUUUUGCAAGAUAAUAUCCCAUUUCCUUCAUUUUCAGUGUGAAGCUACAUAUUCUUAUGUACAACAUAUUUGAGAAUUUCCAUGUUUGGUCAUUAUCCAAGAUAAAUUGAAUUAUGGUUUAAAAAUUAUUUCAGAAUACAGACUACAGUGUAAGCCAUCCUAGUUGUUAAAUUGGAUUGUUGAUUGUCUUUAAUCCAGUUUGUUGAGAAUCCUUCUAAACACUUACUACAAUGUAAGCUAUCUUGAUUUGCUAAAUAGGUUGGGGAUUUUCUUUAAUCCAGUUUGUUGAGAUUCUCAAACUAUGCAUGGAAGAGUUGUGGUGUUGAAUGUACGUUUUCCAAAUUCAAUAGUUUGACAUGUUAAUACCAUUAAAAAGGAACAUCAUUUUCUUCA
This is a messenger RNA of Cryptomeria japonica (Japanese cedar), 5227 nucleotides long. RefSeq names its product phosphatidate phosphatase PAH1. NCBI's taxonomy places the organism in Eukaryota, Viridiplantae, Streptophyta, Pinopsida, Cupressales, Cupressaceae. The record is from RefSeq and is a predicted model, not a curated record. Gene Ontology annotation, molecular function: phosphatidate phosphatase activity. The coding region runs from base 1088 to 4399 and encodes 1103 amino acids. The transcript has 11 exons.